CCUUGGGACUGGGAGCUGGACAAGGAUAAUUACUGGAAACCGUACUGGGGGCAGGGAGGGAGUGUGCUGGCUGUAAAUGCUCCUUUCUUUGGGCUGAUUGGGCUGGCCCACUCCCCCUAGUAGCUCCUCCAUUGGCCCGAGCCAACAUCAAUCUGUUGAUUUCCAGGUCCCCCUAAAGUUUGAAACUUUUUUUUUUUGUUAAAGUAGGAGGAGGAAUCAAGUUGCAACCAACUCUUGUAACCGAUCCCACAAAGCAGCCGAGGGAAGAAAACACUCUUUCAAUAAUUUACACAUCUGUGCCUGAUACACGGCGAGGGAGCAACAACAACAAAAAAGAAGCAGCUACGAGGGGGGAGGACAUUUUAGUUUUGUUGUUCUGUUUUUGUUUUUCUUUACAAAACAGGCGAACAAACAAAAACAUGCAGUGAAGAAAGUUUUUCCCCCUGCGCUGCCGGGAUGAAGACUUAAAAAGAUUUUUGGUUCAGAGUAACUCGUCAUCUCGUCGGCUGAGCACUCCUGCUGCUGCGUCCCGCUGAGGUGAAGGGAAGACUUGACCAUGGACUCCUUCAGCACCAAGAGCUUAGCCCUGCAGGCGCAGAAGAAACUGAUGAGCAAGAUGGCCACCAAGAGCAUGGCCAACCUCUUCAUUGACGACACCAGCAGCGAAGUGCUGGACGAGCUGUACCGCGUCACCAAGGAGUACACCCGCAACCGCAAAGAGUCCCAGAAGAUCAUCAAGAACCUGAUCAAGAUGGUGGUGAAGCUGGGGGUGCUCUACAGGAACAACCAGUUCAACAGCGAUGAGCUGAUCCUGGUGGAGAACUUCAGGAAGAAAGUCCACACUCUGGCCAUGACGGCGGUCAGUUUCCACCAGAUCGAGUUCACCUUUGACCGGCGCGUCAUGAGCGCCAUUUUGAAUGAUUGCCGUGAACUGCUGCACCAGGCCAUCAGACGCCACCUGACAGCCAAGAGCCACUCGCGAGUCAACCACGUCUUCAAUCACUUCUCCGACUGCGAUUUCCUGGCGGCUCUCUACGGGCCCUCGGAGGUUUACCGCGCUCACCUGCAGAGGAUCUGCAACGGCGUCAACAAGAUGCUCGACGAGGGGAACCUCUGACCUCUGCUGGCCUCGUCAUCCCUCCAGUCACCCCUUGUGUCCCAUCCAUUUAUUUUUGUUAUAAGGUGACAAUCCUGAACAUUGUUUUUUUUUCCUCAUUUGUCACUUCGUGGUUGUGUGUGCCUUUCAUUACUGCAACACUGAAAUUCUUCUGGCUAGUAAGUCCAAAGUCUGUUUUUUUUCUUUUCCAGUCUGACUUUUUUUUGUUAUUCCAGAGUAAACAAAGCCAGCAGAUGUUUCUUCUUUUUGUAAAACGAAUGUAAAACUUCAUGCUCUUAUCAGUAUAUUCAGGGAUAGGAGCCUUGACAACUGUGCCUUGAAAAAAGAAAAAAAAAACAUUUUUAUCUUCAUUCCAAGGGCACUAUGCUUGCCAUCUUACUUAAUCAAAAAGACAUGAAUCCAGGCACAGGCCUUCAGUUAUAUCUCUGUAAGGUGCUUUUAAUGGACAAGAAUGCUUCCUCUCCCGGGAGCACCGGGAGAGGAAACAGAGUGAGUUUUGGUCUUUUUCAAAUACCUAAGGAUAUAAAAAAGUGAUUUUUUUUUUUCUUGUUGUUGUUGUUUUUGUUAGUCCAUUUUUUUUUCUCAAAAUGUAGUAUUGCACUCUAUCCUGAACAAGCGCUGUACUGUACAUUCCUGCAGUCAUGAAACCAUGUGAAGCACGGCAGUUGAAUAAUCCUGCUUAGCCUGCAUUUUACACCCACAUGCACUGAAGUCCACUUUGUAGAGAAGCCAGGCCUUUGUUUUGGAGGCACCUAUAAACCCAGUUUUGCUUUUAAUGAUCUGGUUUAUAGCCACCACAACAAAGAUGAAGUAUUUGGGUCAUAGGGGGACCAUAAACAUGAAGGAAUUUGAUUGCGCUGUGCAUUGUUGAGUGGAAUGUCUCGCCGGUUGUAUACACUCAUCUGCUCGGUGAAAACGUUUUUUCUUUUCUGUGCAUGUCAUAAUCUGAGCAGGAACGUGGCGGCAGGUGCAAAAAGGUGUCUGUGGCAUUUUGUCAGAGGAGCAUAAAACGCAAACACUCGUCAUAAUAGACGUGUGAGCCCAGGGUCAGCUGUGUUUCAGAGUUACCGGCGUCGCCUCGGGUCUAUCCCAAACAACACUGAACUCUGGUUCGAAUUCUGACAGAUGUGAACUAAAAAAGAACUCCCCACGCACGCUCGGAUGAAAAGGCUGGACGGAAAACUGCAGCAUCGUGUCUAUGAAAGAGGACCAGGCGGGGUUUAGAGAUUAGAGCAGAGACAAACACGGCACCUGAUUGUACUCUCCCCCCUGCAAUUACAGCUCCCCGCUCUGGGGUGGUUAUAAUGGGCCUGUAGCCGUCCUGUGUCGAGCAGCUACUUCCAUUUCGCCACUGAGCAGCUUCAUGUAAUGUGACAGAGAUAACCAUCUCUGUUUGUGCGACGCAGGUCCUUUUAAUGGGGUGAAAGACAUUGUGUUUCUUUCUUUUAAAGACACAUAUGAAUAGUCGCUACAAUCCCUCCAACCAUUCACAUAAUCCCUGUCUUUUCCUUUUUGUCUGUGUGUUUUUGUAUCACUGAGCCUGUCUGGGAGAUUGUUUUGUGCCACGGCCUCAUUUUGUAUUCUGCGUGCUGUGUGUGUGUGUGUCUGUCUGUGCGUGUGUGCGUACCUGUGAGAGAAUUGGAAAUUGAGCCGUGUAAUAAGCGCUGUGCUUUUCCAGAUAGCAUUGCUGAAACUUUUAACUUCAUCCACAGCAACUCUGCCAAAGAAAGGAAGACUGAUGUUAUCCAUAAUGCAGUCCUUUUUUUUUUUUUUUUCUCCUUCCUCCCCUGGAGAAACAUUUCAAUAAACAGUAUGCACUUGAUAAUUAUAACCCUGCUAAUGGUGAUAAUGAAGACAAAGGGUGGUGGCUGUUGUGGGUCCUUUUUACUCCCGUUCUUAGAUGACUUCCCUGAGUUUAUUCAUGUUUGAAUCUGACUACAUCGUUUUGGGAGGCUUUGAAGUAAAUCCCUCUUCCUAAGUCCCCAAAAACAGUUGGCUUUAAUUGUGUUUGGAUGCCAUUUUCUCCAAUCCCUCCACAUCUCAGGGUUAGUUUAAAUCUCCCUCGGUUUAAAAUCCAUGACACACUUAGUAAAAAUCAGCAGGAACUCUGCAGCAGCCCCACUUGUUUUACUAUAGGCCUUUUUAAAUUAAGCAUCAUUUUUACUUUUUUUGUGAACAGUUUUUGUUUUCACUCAUGUACAUAUGGUUGUUUUUGUGUCUCUGUAUUGCAUCUAGACGCAACAAAUAUAAUACAAUUUACUUUUUUAAAAGAA
Messenger RNA from Acanthopagrus latus (yellowfin seabream), 3390 nucleotides. It is a transcript of the gene tnfaip8l1, whose product is annotated as tumor necrosis factor, alpha-induced protein 8-like 1. Bases 557 to 1117 code for a protein of 186 amino acids. NCBI's taxonomy places the organism in Eukaryota, Metazoa, Chordata, Actinopteri, Spariformes, Sparidae. Gene Ontology annotation, cellular component: cytoplasm. The transcript has 3 exons. Gene Ontology annotation, biological process: regulation of apoptotic process. The record is from RefSeq and is a predicted model, not a curated record.